AUGUGUUUUAGCAGCGGUUUAGUUCAAAUAUAGAAGAAAAUAAACCGGGAACCCAAUCGUACUGAAUUCACUUCUUCAGUACUGAAUUCCAAUUCCACGCUCCUUCAUCGCGCGCUCUUCAUCUUCCUUCAAAUCCCUAACCCAAUCGCCAUCAGAAAUUCUCAAAUCGAUCCUCAAUUCGUUUUCAGAAAUUUGCUGUUGAAGUAACUGUUCUCCGUUCUCCACCGUUCUCACUGUUCUUCACCGUUCUUCAAAUCGUUUUCUCCAUAAGCUUGUUUGUCUUGCUACUUUUCUCAAGGUAUCUGAGAGUGAUAGCUUUGAUCCAUAUCAGGAGAACCGUAGAUCACUGUUUUAACAAUUCACGAAUGAAGCGCCGAUUACUUUCACUCUUGAAGUAAUGACCAUUUUAUGUUUUUUACCCUGCCAAACUGAAGGUCAUUACUCCGAUAUAAUAGAACUACUUCAACUGUCAGCACAUCAGUUGUUGCUACACCAAAAUUGCCUUCUAAAAUCACAGGGAAGACUGUCGAGAUGAAACAAUCAGAAAUGCAUUUGAAUAAAUUAAAGGACUGGAAAUUGACAAAUGACGUCAGGGAAGUGGUUGAAAGAACUUGUUUUAAGUUCUUGCUUCCACUCCAUGAUCAGUUGUCUGCCAUAAAAGGUGAUUUGCAGAUUCCUCUGAGCUUCUUAAAACAUCUCAUAUUAAAAUAUGAUGGAGAAGCAGAUUGUUUUAGAAUUGGAGCCCAAGGGUUUGGGUUAGAUUUUGGGUUUGAGGAUAUCCUGCACAUAACUGGACUGCCCAUAGAUGGGAACCCGGUGACGGGAGAAAUAAUAGAGGAUCCUGCCCAAUUACUAGUAAAACAUCUCGGCAUGGAAAUGGUUAUUGCACGGAGUAUGUUCGAUUUUAAAUCAAAACCUGCUUACAAGGGUACGGUUAAUCUGAACACUUUUCUAGAGCACUUUGAUACUCCUGCUGCCACUGUUUAUUCUUCGGAAGUACGUGCAAAAGCCUUCAUCUUUUACUGUCUCUCAACCACUAUUUUUCCGUCUCGGUCAAGGUCCGGUAGGCCACAUUAUUUGCCCUUGUUGGAUUUUAAUGAGAUCAACAACUAUGCCUGGGGAGCCGCAGUGUUGGGUCACAUCAAGCAUGAUAUAGCUAAUCGUACACAUCAAAGUUUUAGCUUUUUUGUUCUAGCCUUAGUUGUAUUUGCAUUAGAGCGAUUCAAGUUCUUACAUGUUGAAAUUCUCCAUGGAGUAGAAUUAGCAAAUGAAACUCCAUUACUUACCAAGUGGGUUAAAGUGGUGUUUGAUCAUUUAAGGCCUUCCAAGAAGAUUUUAAUGGAAAAUGUGUUCAACGGCAAAUUUGAUGAGCUGAAUGAGGAUGAUAUAAAUUGGAGCCCAUACGGCUUUCAUGCUCCGUAUGAGCAGCAACUUCGUCGUCUAAAAUAUGCAGUUGUCCCCUGCAUCAAUUUCUAUGACAUAGCAAUGGUUCGCCCGGACAUAUGUUAUAGGCAAUUGGGGCUACAACAAGGUGAUGUGACACGACCACCUGUGAAAAUGUUUGACCACAUGGACUUCACGUAUGGGGUCUCAUCAUAG
Messenger RNA from Trifolium pratense (red clover), 1599 nucleotides. RefSeq lists its product as uncharacterized. The coding region runs from base 532 to 1599 and encodes 355 amino acids. The record is from RefSeq and is a predicted model, not a curated record. The transcript has 5 exons. Lineage: Eukaryota; Viridiplantae; Streptophyta; Magnoliopsida; Fabales; Fabaceae.